Geodia barretti is the source of this 1675-nucleotide messenger RNA. Lineage: Eukaryota; Metazoa; Porifera; Demospongiae; Tetractinellida; Geodiidae. The record is from the annotation of a GenBank genome assembly.
GGCGCGGCAUGUUUGAUCGAGGAGGCGUCCAGAAACGACACAUGUGCCAGUGGCUCCGCAGUAGUUAUAUCGAGAUAAUUAUGUGGAGGCCAGGCUCUCGGCGAGGUGGCAAAACAACCAUGCUGCAGCCAUUCCACCAGCAGCAUGUCGAGAAAUGGAUGAAACACGCUAAAGAGCAGCAAGUUGUAGGUUUGUUGAUGGAUGUUUGGGGUGGAAAAACGGCACAUGCUCAGUUUUCUUGUCUGAAGAAGUUGGUGGUCAGUGUAAGUCAGUUGGCAGGAUCUGGCUCCCUCAGCGGACCCUUCCUGCUAGUCCUGGUCGAGAUGCAUGCCGUCUGUCUCUCAAGACACCCACUCCAACGAGCUAUUGCAAGUUUACUACAGGGUCUACCAGAUCCCUACGGAGGGACAGUAGUGGAUCAUAUUCACUCUACUAUUGAUGCAGCACUGGCUGGAGGCUGGCUGGCCAGCGACACCCACUGCCUGCAGUACCUUGAGGCCCUGGGGGAGAACUUUCCCCUCGGAGAAUUAGCCCUCUGGAAGCAGUUGCCUCUGGUUGUGAAGUAUUGUGUGUCUGUAAUAGAGGUUUGCUACAGUCACAACGGGCUCACAGACCCACUGUUUACUACUGCGCUGAAAACAAUCAUGACCAUCCUACACAAGACUCAGUCCCUGGUGUGUGGUCUUCUCUCUGGAGAGUUCUCCUUCCAGUUCCCUUCUAGUACCACCGAGGCUGUGGUGUCUUGGGCACCGGAGCAAAGAUCUUGGAGUGCGGAGUUGAGGGUGCAGUGGUUUGGUGGAUUAUUGGCAAGAACAAGUAACUUGUGUGAAGCUCUUCUCAAGACUGGAGUCGGAGUACCACAUGACCUUUGUCUAACAGCAGCUAUGGUGUUGGUGGUGAUCAUCCUUAGAACAAGAACUAGCUCUGAAGAUCGUAGUGCAGUUGUCACUGACAUCACAUCUGAUUGGCUUAGAACUACAGGGUCUCCCCUGAAGGACUUCUCACAGCUGGCUGUGUGCCAUGCACUACUAGCCAAACUGCCACUCUCUGCUCUGUUUGGUGAUGCAGGGGGAAAACCAUGCCUUUUAAAACUCUUUCCCAAAAUCUGCCACUUGUUUGAUGGCUUCACAGAAACCAGCGAUCGAUAUAUUGCUGCCCGUACUUUGGCCCUGUGGACUACAAUGGCUAAGCAGUGUGCUAGUGACAUUUGUGAGGGGAAUAAUAUCUACGAGGCCCUCCUGCCAUCAGGUCCGUCAAUUAAUCUGGUACUGAAAAAAGUGUGGACGUUGUGGGAGGACCCCGUAGAUGGAAUUCGUCACCAGUGCAAACUCAUGUUUGAGAAUGUCAUAGGAAUAUGUCAGCGACUUCAAAAGACAGAGUCCUUGUCUCCUUCACCUUUCCUGCUAUCUCUGGUGGACUCUCUGCUCGCCCUGAGCUCCCCGACCCGGGGAAAGUACCAACUCCUAUCCACCCUCUCACACACACAUCCCUGUCACCACUCUCCUCCUCACUGCCCCAACCCUCCCUACUGAGCUGCUCGGGGUCAUGGGACACCAGGCUCUUGCUUGCCAUGCUGGAGAACUGUGGUCGCGUCUGGUAAAGUUACACUGGAGUGAAGAACAGAAACAGACAGCUUCCUGGAGCAAGACAUGGGUGGAUACCAUGGUGGAGUUUA